Molecule: messenger RNA, 1011 nt
Organism: Saccharomyces paradoxus
Lineage: Eukaryota; Fungi; Ascomycota; Saccharomycetes; Saccharomycetales; Saccharomycetaceae
Gene: PFA3
Product: palmitoyltransferase PFA3
Exons: 1
Coding region: 1-1011 (336 amino acids)
Biological process (GO): peptidyl-L-cysteine S-palmitoylation; protein targeting to membrane
Cellular component (GO): Golgi apparatus; endoplasmic reticulum
Molecular function (GO): protein-cysteine S-palmitoyltransferase activity
Source: RefSeq, a predicted model, not a curated record
AUGAAUGACAGGCUUUCGUUGACAAGUCUGUUUCCCAGGUGUUUGACCACAUGUUUGUAUAUUUGGACUGCAUACAUAACAUUGACAAGGAUUCAUCAAAUACCUAGGUGGUUUCUCGCGCUAACAAUAGUUCCGACAUUGGCAGUGGCUCUAUACACUUAUUAUAAGGUUAUUGCUAGAGGUCCCGGUUCUCCUCUAGAUUUCCCUGAUUUGUUAGUCCACGAUUUAAAGGCAGCGGAAAAUGGACUUGAACUUCCUCCGGAGUAUAUGUCAAAAAGGUGUUUGACCUUAAAACAUGAUGGAAGAUUUCGGGUGUGCCAAAUAUGCCAUGUUUGGAAGCCCGAUCGCUGUCAUCAUUGUUCAUCAUGCGAUGUUUGCAUAUUGAAAAUGGAUCAUCAUUGCCCUUGGUUCGCUGAAUGCACUGGUUUUAAGAAUCAAAAAUUUUUUAUUCAAUUCUUAAUGUACACAACAUUAUACGCGUUCUUAGUCCUAAUUUAUACUUACUAUGAGCUUGGGACGUGGUUUAACUCCGGUAGUUUCAACCGUGAAUUGAUAGAUUUUCAUCUAUUAGGGGUGGCCCUAUUGGCGGUUGCUGUUUUCAUUUCUGUUUUAGCAUUUACCUGUUUCAGCAUUUAUCAGGUUUGUAAAAACCAAACUACUAUCGAGGUACACGGAAUGAGAAGGUAUCGAAGGGAUCUUGAAAUCCUCAAUGACAGCUAUGGAACAAAUGAGCAUUUAGAGAAUAUAUUUGACUUGGGUUCUUCAAUGGCCAACUGGCAAGAUAUAAUGGGUACAUCUUGGUUAGAGUGGAUACUUCCUAUUGAGACCUUCAAGUACAAAAAGUCUAAACACACAAAGGAUGAAAAAGGUUUAUAUUUUAAUGUAAGACCUCAAGUACAAGACCGACUGCUAAGUAGUAGAUGUUUAGAAGAUCAAUUACUGAGAAGAGUAACACCAAGACCCUCAUUAGAAGCCGAUAGGGCGUCUGUAGAAAUUAUCGGUGCAAAUUAG